Messenger RNA from Rhizopus microsporus ATCC 52813, 4951 nucleotides. RefSeq lists its product as uncharacterized. Gene Ontology annotation, molecular function: mRNA binding. The record is from RefSeq and is a predicted model, not a curated record. Gene Ontology annotation, biological process: mRNA export from nucleus; mRNA processing. Bases 25 to 4818 code for a protein of 1597 amino acids. NCBI's taxonomy places the organism in Eukaryota, Fungi, Mucoromycota, Mucoromycetes, Mucorales, Rhizopodaceae. Gene Ontology annotation, cellular component: THO complex part of transcription export complex. The transcript is spliced from 7 exons.
UCUCUUUUGUGUCAAUAUAAAUCAAUGCUUGCAUCAGAGGAUAAAACUUAUGAAGUAGAUCCUAUAUUUGAACAAGAGUUUGAACGUGUUAAAGCCAGUGCCAAAGAAUAUGGAGCAAAGAAUAAUGAAUUCCGUGCAAGCAUUACUCGUUCAGUAUUAGACACCUAUAGAGGGCGUCGUUCUGUCUCAAGCUUUGUUCGUUUUGCAACUGCCAUGAUGAAGGAUGAAGACGGCUACUUUAAGCAAUACGAAUUAAACACUCUGACCAUGUUUGUCAAUACUUUGAAAUCAAUGGACAUUCAACUGGAAAUCAUUCGUGAACGCAAUUCAACUGAUCCACAGGACACGGAAGAAAUACGAACACGUACAGAAAUACUUACAGGAAUGAUUAACGGUCUGGUGGAAUCUCAAGCACUUACUACCAAUGACUGUAAAGUUCACUUUUCAAGUCAAUUGCUCAAGGACUGUAACAUAAUUCCAAACAAGGUCUUAUUCGAUCGUCGUCUCAUUCGUCUCAACACUGCUAUGUUAUACAAGCAACACAAGUUUAACUUGCUUAGAGAAGACAGUGAAGGUUAUGCAAGUCUUAUUAACGAACUAACUAUUUCCAGCAUCGACAAUCAACGGGAUACAAAAGGAAAGUUGACACCUACAUCCUUGUCAAAAGUACCCGAGUUCUUAAAGACCAUUUCUUCUCACAUUGGCGUGUUUCAUCUUGAUCCUAAUCGUGUCCUUGACAUCAUUUUGGAUUUUUAUAUAAAGCAAUUGACAGUCAAUUACACUUUUUGGACAGAGGUCAUCAAGCAAUCAGCUUGGAUUCAAAAACUCACCUUUAUUGAUGUGAAUGGUGAAGUGUCUACUGGACCAAGCGCUAUUUUGGCACAGUUGAUCGGAUUUAGAUUCUAUAACUUUCAUGUUGAAGAAUCAACGCCUGUUCCAAAGGAACUCUACCUUACUAUUGCUAUUAUGUUAAAGAAUGGAUUGAUUUCACUUGGUGAUAUUAUUCCUCAUUUAUCUCCUUUUGAAGAAGAAAUGAAAGCAGCCAGGGACGAAUAUAAUGUCAAGAUGAACAAAGAAAUCACAACCAAUUCUGGUGGCAAGCUAGCCAUGUACGGCGCUUUAGGAGAAGAUGGCAAUACACAAAAAGUAAAACGUGCAGCAGAAGAUAAUGGAGAAAAUGAUGUAGAAGCCAAAAAGAAGAAUACCUCCAACGAUGUUGUUGAGCUCACAAAGGCAUUGUUCUCUGUUGGCGAUUUAAAGAAUGCAGAAGUGAUGCUUUCAGUGUAUGAUAAGUUGAUCGACAUGCAUCCUCAGCUUGCAUAUGACAUCUACCGCAUCUGUCGUGUUGUUCUUCAGCCUGCUUAUGAAGCAUUUGUUCCUGAGAACAUAAAGCAGCUGUAUACACGCUUUAGCCAAUGUGCUGAACAAUCUCAACUUAAAUCAGCGUUUACAACACAUGAAGAUUAUAAUCCCAAAAUACCUUCACAAAUCAAAUUGAAACGUGUCUUGGUGAUUGAUGCUCUGCUUGAUGACACUCAGGAUCUGAGAAAGAUGGAGCGAUAUUCGUUUUUCUACAAGGAAUGGAAGGAUUCUUUAGAACUAUGUGAAUCCUAUGAACACUUGACAACACGGUUUAUGCCUCUUAUGCGUUUGGCUGGCUACAGAACAUAUUUGGCUACAGACCUUAUUCAGACAUUAAUAUUGAUCAUUGGCGGAUUGCUUGAUAGAGAAAGAGACUACCCUGGAUGCAGACUUCAUCUUACCAACAUGAUUCGUGAAUUCUUAUUGCCGGCUAUCUCCUUCAGCAAAGGUAACCCAGGCACCAUGGCCAGUGUUUGGGAAGUUCUGUGCCGUCUGUCAUUCCAGGAGAGAUACUGCCUUUAUGGAGAAUGGAGUAACGAAUUUUACAAAAAGAAUAUUGAGACAAAGCUGCUUAAAGCACGUGUAGAACGCGCAGCUAAAUCAAUGAUGCGUCGAGUGUCAAAGAACGACGUGCGUCGAUGUGGACGUGAUCUUGGUAAAUUAGCGCAUUCAAACCCAACGAUCGUGUUCAAUGUUGUUCUCGAUCAAGUUCAGUCCUUUGAUAAUUUGGCACCUAUCAUGGCAGACGCCUGCCGUUACCUUGGUGACUUUGCAUAUGACGUACUUGGCUUUAUCCUCACUGACAAAUGGACUGGUUCUCAAGGCGCUGGUAGAACGAAAAAGGAAAAGGAAAAAGAUGACGGUAUGCCAGCAAGCUGGUUACGUUCACUCGCUGUAUUUACUGGCAUGUUGUUCAAGAAACAAGAUAUUGAUUCGACUCCCUUUUUACGGUACAUGGCUUAUCGCUUACGUUAUGAUGAUUCAGUAGCCGAUUUGAUUCUCUUGAACGAGUUCAUAACCAAGAUGGGAGGUAUUGAAAUAUUAGCUAGUGCUUGUACAAAUGAUCAGAUUACUGCUGCUGGUUGCUCAGACUCGCUAAAAUCUGAAGCAUUCUUGCCUAUCUCUCCUGAUAAUCGACGUGCAUCUCGCCGUGUGUUGGGUCGUCUAAAAGAUUCUCUCCGUCGAAACAAUGUUGGGUUGGAAAUCUUGGUGCUUCUGUACCGUUUGGAAGAAGCCUGCAUGCACGAGCAAGCCGUUCCUGCAAGCGAUCGAUGUUCUAAGUUGGAUAAAGUACAUCAAACACAGCUGCAAUACCUUGAUUUGUUAACGACAUUGUUUGAGCCUGACGAAUAUGCUACUUUAGUUCCAAGUGUAGAAACUUUAGUGAAUGAAUAUGCGCUCCCCGUGCACAUAGCCAUGACAACUAACCGUACCAAGACACAGCAUGCCAUUCGACAAAAUAUGGACACUCCUGUUGUUGAAGGAGAAGUGUGGGCACCAUUUAAGCAAGUGAUCGAUGUCUUACCCUCAUUGCUCCAGAUUCCUGCUAUACCAUCCAUUUUUACCGCAGAAUUCUACUUUAUGUUCUGGCAACUCAGUCUAUACGACAUCUACUGUCCCAUUAACCAUUACGAAGCCGCUAUCAAACGACACACCGAUAUGAUUCGUCAAUGUCAAGAUGUACGGUCAUCUUUUUACCAGAACAACAGACCUUCUGUAGUCAGUAAAGCUGAAAGACAGGCACAGGCAUCUUUAGAUAUGCUUAAUGAAGAUCUUCCAAGACAUCAAUCACAUGUAGAAAAAGUAAUGACGAUCCUAAAAGAUUCACAGAAACGAUGGUUUCCAAGCUCGAUGCAACGACAGGCACUGAUAUCUAAUAUUCUUCAGCACUGUAUAUUGCCACGUAGCAAGAUGUCUGAAGUGGAUGCGGCCUUUUGUUAUGAAUUUGUUAUGCUUAUGCAUAGAAUCAACACAGUCAACUUCUCCAGCCUGACCUUAUUUGAUAAGGUUAUCUCGGAUAGUUUGUCAGCUAACUUUAUUGCCUUUUCUGAAUAUGAAACCACCAUCCACUCAAGAUUCAUCUUUAAGACUCUAUCCAAGAUGGGUAAAUGGCACAAGGACGAAAAGCUGUACCUGAAGGAUGCCCAUGGUGACGGGCUCAUUGGAUUCCAAAAGAACUGGAAUGUGGAUGCUUCUCAAGGAGUAGCAAAAGAAGAUUUGCUGAGCUUUACUGAAUUCCAGCGCGUACUCUACAGAUGGCAUUUUAGAUCAUGUAUGGCAAUUGAACAAGCACUUAAAUCUGGUGAAGCUCAUUUGAUAAAGAAUGCCUUUUUGGUGCUACGUCAAUUUGCCCCUUGCUUCCCUGGUGUUGUUGAUCAUGGAAACAGCAUUUUGAAGAUUGUUAAAAGGCUAUCUGAAGAAGAGAAGCGACCUAAUAUCAAGGUGCUGGCACGUAGCUAUAUCGGUCUGGUUACCAAGUACAAGAGCUCAUGGACUACGAAGAAUGCAUUCUUAGGACUCAAGGAGCCUAGUCCUCCAGCACAGCCAUCUACACCGGCAGACACAAAGACAACCAAGACAGAUUCAAGAACAUCAACACAAACGGAAAAUGAAAAAGAAGAGAAGCGACGUGAGGCAACUGAAUCAAGCACCAGAGUAUCUUCUGCAUCUAGACCUUCUAGUCCCUCUCGACGAACUGAAAAUGGCAAGGCAUCGGAUGAAACUGCAAAUUCAUCUUCAGAAAGGAAGCGAUCUCGAGAAUCAGAGCACACUCCUCGCGAUAGUGAAAAGAUGUCGAGAAUAGAUGAGUCUGGAGGACGUCAUCGAACGGCUUCAGGAUCUGCAAGGGAUUCUCCAAGGGAUGUAAAGGAUGAUAGAUCAAGUAGAACUCCUAGAGUAUCUGCGCCAUCUGCAACUGAUGAAGCUAGCUCUAGUAGACAUUAUGAUGAUAGAAACAGUAAUCGCGCCAAUGAGAGCAAUAGCCGACACCCAGACGAACGCCCUUCGAGUCGAUUAAAUGAAUCUCUUUCAAGCAGCCGGUACAACGAUGACCGCACAAGCAGUGGAAGAAUCAACACACCUUCAUCUUUGAACGAUCCUCGGUCGUCUUCAGCUAGAGGCUCCAAGAGAGUGUUGGAAGACAGAGAGCGUGAUAGAGGUGAACGUCCGGAUAAGCGAAGUACACUUAGGGACAUGAGAGAUGACCGUGGUCGUGAUGAUAGACGCGAUGACAGAUUACGAGAUACCCGAAGAGCAGACGAUAGAAGGCCAGAUGAAAGAAGAUUAGAUGAUAGAAGGCCAGAUGACAGAAGAGCAGAUGACAGAAGAAUUGACGACAGACGAAUGGAUGAUAGACGUAUGGACGAUAGGCGUAUGGAUGACAGAAGAUUCGAUGAGCGCAGACUACAUGAUAGACGCGAAAGAGAAAGAGAUCAUCGUAGCAGUAGAAGACGUUAAAUGUGUUUUAGUUUUUUUAAAAAAUCAACUAUUGUAAAUAAACGUUUGUUGCAUGAUAUGAUUGGAUAAGAAUCUUAUUGAUCCUAUUGGUCAACGUCAAAACUGCGGUGACGCAACUUUUUUUCUUUUUGGG